AUGGGAAAUACUAUAGUUUUAGAAAAUGAAGACUACAUAUCAUCUAAUAUAAGUUUAUUAAAAGACAACCUUACAUACAUAAGCUCUAAGCAACAUCAAUAUUUUGGAUAGAUUCAAAUAUGGAAGAACAAAACAUAUCCUUAAGAGUGGAUAUUUUCAAAAGUACAUAGUGCGAUUAACCAAAAUAGAUUACUUAAAUCGAUAUUCAUUAAAAUGUUAUUAAUUCUUAACAUACAGAAAGGAAAUCAAUGAAACACGAAAAUUUAUUAAAAUAUUAUGGUUGUAGCAUUAAAGAGCAAACAUUUUAAGGAACAAUUAAAGAAUAUAGAAUUUAUUAUGAAUUUUAAUCAAUCACUUUAUCAAAGGUUCUUUAAGAUUACCAAUAGAAUGGUUAAUAUGUUGCAGAGUCAUUUAUAUGGAAAGUAUGAAUUUAUGAUAUUAUUAGUUAAUUACAUAAAUUUCGACUGUUUUUGGUUAUCUAGAGAGUUAGAAUAAGUUUCACUAAAAUAUCACCUUGGAUAGCCUCUUUUUUGACAAAGAAAAGAAUGUAAAAAUUUUGGUAUUACCUAUUUUAAACAUAGUAUCAUGGUGCUCUACCAAACAUAUUAUCAGCGUAUGCUUAAACAUUAGGAAAUUAUAACUCAAAUAUUUCUUUGACUCCCUAACAGAUGAAGGAUUACUAAAAUCAUUUAGCUUGUCUAUAAAUAAACCCUUUCAAGUAGGAUUCAUAUCAAUUUGGAAUUGUUUUAGUGUCAAUAAUGAGUGGUAAAGGUAAUAAUAUUAGUUUUUAAAAUAAUUUUAAGAUGUUACAAAGUGCACAGAUUUUUAUAAAGAAGUAAUACAUUAUUAGUAGAUAUUAAAUAUUUUGGGAUCAGCAUUUCAUUAUUAUUCUUAAAAUUUAAUAAAUUUAGUAGUCAGCUUAUUACAAUAUGAUGAUUUAUAAAGACCCAAUAUUUCACAAUUAUUUAAGGCAAAGAUUUACAAGAAACUUCCAUUUUUAAACUAAACAUAACUCAAGAAAUAUAAAUAGCCUGAAAAAAAAACUAUUAAAAGGGUUGAUACAAAUAACUCCUAUUCCUUCCAAAAGGAGAGAAUUAAUAGUAUAAAUAAUAUUCUGACUGAAACUAAUAAGGUGACUCGUUCUAUAACAACUAACACAAUACUAUAUUCUUCGCCAGUAAAAUUUUCAACAAGAACCUCAACUGCAUAUCCUAAAAAAUUUUCAUUUGUAGAAGGAUAUUUUACUCCUAAGAAUAAAUAAUCGAGAACCAUUUCUUAUAGAUUUUUUACAAGUAAUAAAAAGGUAUAAUCACCUUAUAUAUACUGA
Molecule: messenger RNA, 1327 nt
Organism: Paramecium octaurelia
Lineage: Eukaryota; Ciliophora; Oligohymenophorea; Peniculida; Parameciidae
Source: the annotation of a GenBank genome assembly